This is a messenger RNA of Ostreobium quekettii, 378 nucleotides long. Lineage: Eukaryota; Viridiplantae; Chlorophyta; Ulvophyceae; Bryopsidales; Ostreobiaceae. The record is from the annotation of a GenBank genome assembly.
AUGUACAAAGGCGAGUACCAUGGCAAGCAAGUGCACCCCCCGGACUUGAACAGCGUGCUGGGCAGGGCAUGGGAGGUGUUGAAAAGAUUAUCAUCACAGCUGGAAACCUGUCGAUGGCGCGUGAGGCUCUUGACCUCGCAAGGACGGAUGGUACGUCAUCAUUCGCUGGCUAAGGUAUCGUUCUCAGGCUCCCGGAGAACUUGCUUUGAUUCCGUUUGGCACCCAUGGCAGCAUGUUGUCCUCGUGCAUUUGAGGCGGUUGGAGACAUUGCAUGCACUACACUACACAGACCACACUACACACACUGCACUACAUACACUACACAACAUACGCUACACUGCAUACACUACACUACAGUCAGUAUUUACUGCUGGUUAG